Molecule: messenger RNA, 2805 nt
Organism: Serendipita indica DSM 11827
Lineage: Eukaryota; Fungi; Basidiomycota; Agaricomycetes; Sebacinales; Serendipitaceae
Source: the annotation of a GenBank genome assembly
AUGUUCUCCCUUAUCACAGUCUUCCUUCUUCUCGCCGCGGCGAUCAUCGACAGCGCGCUCGCUCGGUCUUCUGGCUGCGGCAAGAGCCCUCCGUCCAGUGGCACAAAGACUAUGACAGUUAACGGCAAGAAUCGAGAAUAUAUCCUGCAGAUCCCUGCCAACUAUGACUCUAACAAGGCCUACAAGCUGAUCUUUGGCUUUCAUUGGCUGAACGGCAACAUGAAUAAUGUGGCACCUGGUUAUUACGGUCUGCGGAACCUUGCUGGCGAGAGUGCCAUCUUCGUCGCUCCAAAUGGACUCAACACUGGCUGGGGUAACAGUGGUGGCGAGGACAUUACGUUCGUCGACAAUAUAAUCAGUGCCGUCGAGAGCCAGCUCUGUGUUGAUGAGACACAGCGAUUCGCCACUGGGUUCAGCUACGGCGGUGCCAUGUCAUACUCACUUGCCUGCUCACAUCCUAACGUCUUCCGUGCCGUGGCCGUCAUUGCUGGUGCUCAGCUCAGCGGCUGCAAUGGCGGUACUCAGCCAAUUGCCUAUCUUGGUAUCCACGGCGUCGUCGACAGUGCCCUGAAUAUCAGCAAUGGUCGCCAGCUGCGUGACAAACUCCUGUCCAACAACGGCUGCGCCUCCAGGACUGCCCCCCGAGCCGUCCUCGGGGUCUGCCAUCAAUUUGACGACUUUAUCAUGAAAAGGAGGCCUCUAUUAUACAAGAUUGCACUCAAAUACGAGUGCCAGGUUGACUGUCAAGAAGAAACUCGAACGCUUCCAGUCGCCGAUUCCAUCUACGCCUCUGCAGGCGAACCUUAUCCCACUUCGUUGCACUUAGCUCUCAGCUCUUCUCAAAAACUUCAACAUCUUCGUCGUCAAAGCCUGGCAUGGUGCGGUGUGCGCUCCCCGGCAAUGAGGAAAUUAAUCCCCGUGACCCGAAACGAUACGAUUUACGAGCUAAACGGAGGUAUAUUUGGCCUCGGCGAUGUCUUGGGCACUGAGCCCGUGUGGGUUCCAGACCCCGUGCCAGGAUACCCUUCUCCACCUUCGUCCCCGUACACUCGACUCGACUUUGUCCGCCUUCCGUCCGCGUUGACAGGUAAUACUGAGCCCGAGUGGCGUGAAGAGACGACUCGAUAUCAGCUCAACUUUGUCUCUCUUUCCCUAUCUGGCCUCACAUUGGUUCCACAUCCACUCGCACAUCGUCCAAAGGUGUCAUACCCCAGCCACAAGGACUGCCCAGAUUACAUGCUCGUCUUUGGCAUGUAUUCCAGUCAUAUUGGGAUCCUUAUGAACUCGGGUCGAGUGAAUCCGAACAACUACGACCAGAUUGUGAUAUGGGAUUGGGUUAACGGAGGCGUAGCUGCGCACCAUGCUACGAACCAAAAAUUUGACUCUUUCCUCUUUAUACGAGAGGGUCUGCUCCUGGUGCCCGCCAAUCUCGAAGGAGGGUUGGAUAUUGUAUCCUACAGCCUAUCCCCAGCCGACGUCAAACGAGAAUCACUGAGCGAUCCUGUUCCUGGUUCUACGACGAAACUCAUGCGGUUUGCUCUACCGACUCUGCGGCCAGGACUCGCUUAUCUGUACACGCUCGUCAGAGGUCAGCCACACGGGAGUUCAAUCCGAUAUGUUGGAUCCAAAACAGAGCAGAAUCCACACUUUGGGUCAAAUAUAACCGCCAAUCGUCAUAUCGAAACGCCAUUUACGUCGGACAUCGAUGAAUCCAUCUUCGUGCUGUCAAUGCGCGUCAUUCGGAUUGCCGACCCGACCGCAGAAAUGCAACGCCCUGUCAAGGAUGCCGAUUCAGCACUAAUAAUCAAGCGGAAGACAAUCAACAAGUGGCUAGAUCGCAUGGAAACAAUGAAGGAGAUGCUCGCCGAGCGACUAGGCAUCACUGUCGAACAACUUUCCUACCUCCCUGCUCCGACCUUUAACGAAUAUAUAGAAGCCGAAACGGAGAAAGUAAAGCCGCUCGAAUGUUCUCCUGGACCGAUAUACACGUCGUCAAAUGGAAUAGAGUACCGCGAGCAAGGCGUGCAGACGCACGACGAGGAUGAAGGAGCGAGGAUAUUAAUGAAACUUCGGACAGUAGUCGGAUGGGAGGAAUGGAUGGGAGAGACAAGAUGGAUUCGAGGCAUGGGAAGCCCUCGGUGGGUGAGGGACAUCCACGGGACGAGGCUUGCAUGCAGGACGGUGGACCUACCCGAUGUGGAUGCUCCUAUACCGUUUCAUUCGUACCCCGAAGAAUCAGAAGAGAACGAGAUACCUGGCUUGGCCCUUGGUUUGGAGAUGUUUCCAGGGACCUCGAUGGCAGCAACAUCCGUGACACCUGCCGACUCAUUUGCGCAUCACUUGCAUCCGCCCAGUGACGAUUUCGGUGUUGAUACCAAUCUACCAAUGACGACCAUUGUCCCAAGCAGCAUGGUCACGCCACCACGUACAACAGGAGGGUUCCGUACCUGUGUGAUGGACUUUAACGUCCAUACUCAUCGAGAAGCACUAUUCAGUUCAGAUGAAGGAAACAAGGAAGACUCUUUCCUGGGCGAGCCCACGGCAAGCACAACGCUUUCUGGUGAUGAGGCCACUAGUUCAAGCACAGGCGGAAAUGGAUGGAGAAGACAAGUCAUCUCACACAAGACAGUCAUCCUUGCAGGGGAAACGUACGCCGAAGAUAUCUGCACGGGUGCGCCGUACGUCGAGCUAACGAGCAGAUGGACACAUGAGUGUGUCGCGCUCAUGCUGGACUCUGAGAGGAUUAUCGGGAUGAAGACGGAUGAGGAAGGGAAUCUCAAAUCACUCGAAGUGACAGUCAUAUAG